This is a messenger RNA of Lolium perenne, 3001 nucleotides long. The record is from RefSeq and is a predicted model, not a curated record. NCBI's taxonomy places the organism in Eukaryota, Viridiplantae, Streptophyta, Magnoliopsida, Poales, Poaceae.
AUGGAUCGACCUCUUCAAAGGAUUCACCUUGCCUAAGACAUGAUAAUUUCCAUGAUGGCAGAAAACGGGGAUAUUCAGGGACGGAUCUUUCAGAGCAGAAAACUGUCGGUCAUGAGUCUAUCCCUAGUUGGUAUCUUGCUAAGGAGCCAACAGCUAUAUACCUUACCAGCAGAGCCUUCUGUUCCUUUGGCUGUGACUGCUAACUUUCCUAGACCCACUGUUCAGGUGUUUGUUUAUGCUUACCAGUGGGGAACUUGUCUCCUGCCUCUUCCACAUCUGCAACUUGCCAUUCUUCUCCAGCUCAGAACUAACUCUAUUUGAUCAAGUCACCAUCUGUUUCCUCUUGAGGGUUCUUCCUUGGUACUUCUAAACUCAAAAAGCAUUCCAUUUUAUGUGUUUGUUCUUGCUAAUGUUCAGAGUCUAUGCGCAGAUUGGGUGUAACAUAUGCCGUUAAACAAAAUCUCACCCUCGGGCUAUCCGUUCUUUAAAUUCUCGAGGUUUCUGAUUUGUGAUGUCAACAGUGGUGCAUACUGACCAGUUACAGUAGUAGAGCCACACCGUGACAAACUUUAUUCAGAAUUAAAGAUGCCAUAUAGUGCUUUCUCUCAGAUACAAUAAGUUUGCAAUCAGCUUCAGAACUAUCAUUUGGUUACUGGCUUCACACUUUUGCACCAGACAGUUUGCAAUCGGCUUCAGAACUCUAAUGCACACUAAGCAUUUUGUUACUGGCUUCACACUUUUGCAUCAGACCGUUUUUUUUUUUUUGGUUCCAGUGCUAAUGGUUGGUUGUGUUGAGCUGCAUAUUCUUGUAAUCGCCAUUUUUUUGCCUGGUCUGUUCUCUUUAUGAUCCAAAGUUAAAAUCGCGUAUCUUACACUAAGGUUGCAACCAGCUUAGAACUACAAUGCACAUUAUAUGCUUGGUUGCUGGCAUCACACUUUUGUACCAGACCAUUGAUCACUUUUAUGCAUCUUAGUUCCAAUGGCAUAUUAUUGUAAUUGUACCUGGUCUGCUCUCUUUAUUAUAUCUUCUGAUCCAAAGUUAAAAUCACAUAUCUUACACUAAGGUUGCAAUCAGUUUCAGAACUCCAAUACACAUUCAAUACUUGGUUGCUGGCUUCACACUUUUGAACCAGAUCAAUGAUCUUACUAUUAUGCAUCUUAGUUCCAACACUAGUUGGUUGUAUUGAGCUUCAUAUUCUUGUAAUCGCCAUUCUUUUUUACCUGCUAUGUUCUCUUUAUUGUAUCUUCUGAUCUUAGUGGCCAAAGUUAAAAUCAGGUAUCUUACACUGCAGCCACAAAAACUGUCUGAUUCUAUUGCAUACUCUUUCUGGCACUUAUUUUAGAUGUACUAUUUCUUUUUAUGUUUUGAUGAUCUGUUUCUUUGUUACAUUCAUGUAUUAUAGCAUGUUGUCCUGCAAUAAACAUCUACAUGCAUAUUUAUUUACACAAUUCCAUAUCAACCUAUACUGUUGACUCAGAACACUCUACGAACAAAAACUCGUCCAUGCAGUGCUCAGUUUACUAGAAUGCAACUCCAUAUGCUUCUAUUGGCCCCCCUCCCUUCGUGCCCAUGGAAGUAGUCAUUUGGUUUUACAUUUCUAAUGUUUCUCCCGUUCUUCUGCAUGCAGGACAUUUGGUGUCAUAUACAUUCCCUACUGAUGUUGCGAGAUGCUGCCCGUGCUGCCUGCGUUUCUCAUGCCUUUCAGCGUUCGUGGAGAUGUUAUCCCAACCUCAUAUUUGAUAGUGAAACACUAAGCCCGCUGUGGGAUGAUAUGGAUUUCAGCAGCAGAGUUGAUCACAUUUUAAAAAAACACUCAGGCAUUGGUGUGAAGACAUUCGAGCUUGAUUUCUCCUCUUACUACCAGCCCGAGGCCUUUAAAUAUCUCGAUAGGUGGCUUCAGAUAGCAGUUACACCAGGCAUUGAAAAAGUAACCCUUGUGAUGCCUAAGAACGAGGCAGCAUGCAACUUCCCAUGCAGAGUUCUAUCUGACGGGAAUGGAAGCUCGAUCUGGCAUCUGCACCUUGUUGACUGUGCCUUCCAUCCUACAGUCAGCCUUGGUUGCUUGAGUAGCCUGACAGUGCUGCAUCUAGAUUGCGUGCAAAUUACAGGGGACGAGUUAGGGUGCCUUCUUUCCAUCUCUUUUGCUUUGGAGCGGCUGAAACUCAGGAGAUGCUCCGAGAUAACUUCCCUGAAGGUACCUGCCUGGCUGCAGCGGCUCAGCUGUAUGCAGGUGUUAGAAUGCCGUAGGCUGCGUAUAAUAAAGAUUGAAGCUCCAAAUAUUUGUAGUUUUCACUUUACUACAUUUGACCAAGUAGAGGUUUCACUUGGAGAGUCAUUGCGAUUGAAAAACCUAGAGAUGCUAUGCUGUCGCCUCCUCUGUUAUGCACGUGAAGAGCUGCCAUCCGUUGUGCCGAAUCUUGAAUCUCUUAGCAUAUGGUCACGAUCUGAGGUAGUAAAUACACCAGUGUUGUUGGCUCCUAGCAAGUUCCUCCACCUGAAAUAUUUGAAUAUUUGUAUUACUGAGGCGUACGAUUAUUUUUCUCUGGUAUCGUUUCUAGUUGCCGCUCCCUCCUUGGAGACAUUCAUACUGAGUGUACUGGUAUGGCCAGAAUGCAUCAAUGAAUUGCUUUCUGAAGAUCCCACGCAUCUUCGUCAGAUGUCAGGAUACCAGCAUGACAAGCUCCAGAGAGUGAAGAUCUCUAGGUUCUACUCUUCAAAGAGCUUGGUGGAGCUGACGUCCCAUAUUCUCGAGAAUUCACCAUCGCUCGAGUGCCUUACAUUAGACACCACCGAUGGUGUUUUUAGAUGUUCUGAGGGCAGAGCUGCCAGAUGCUUCUGCUUGGGUAGACCCACGGAAGCCCAUAAAGCGGUCUUGGUUAUCGGAAAAUAUUUUGAGGGAAAAAUUCCCUCUACAGUUAAGCUAAAUGUUGUGGAGUCUUGCAGCCGGUGCCAUGCUGUUGAACUUUAGAGCAUUGUUAAUAAUUAAUUUAUUAUCUAUCA